AUGGCCGAUCCUGUUUAUUUAGCUUUACUUGGAUCAGCAGAAUAUUUUCGAACAAGUACACCACCUAAUUAUCGUUUAGCUAUUCAAUGUUUACAAGCUAUUUUAACAAUAAGAUUACCACCAUUAAUGGAAGCUAAAAUUCAUUUAUUUUUGGGAAGAUUAUAUACACAACAUACAACAAAUAUUGAUAUGGCAUCGAUGCAUCUUGAUAAAGCUUGUCAUUUAGCUCAAAUGCCAGAUGAUAUAAAACUUGAAAGUCUUUGUUUGUUAGCUAAAAUAUAUUUAAAUCAAAAUCAAUUUGCAUCAUCAAUAACAUUACUUCAACAAGCAUAUGAUCUUUCAUCACAACAACCAUAUUGGCAUUGUAGAAUUAUAUUUCAAAUAAUUAGUAUUUAUCAUUCUCAAGAAGAUUAUAAUACAUCAAUUUAUUAUGUUGAUCGUGGAAUAGAAUUUUGUGCAAGAAUAAAUGUUUUAUUUUGUCAAAUUCUUUUUCAACUUACUAAAGCAAUGUUACGAUUAUCAUUAAAAGAUUAUAUAGAUGCACAAAAUUUAUUAAAACCAUGUUUAGAUAGAAUUAAUUCAUUACAAGGCAAUUUUUCACAUAUUGAAACAUUAAGAAUUUUUUAUUUGGUUUUACAUAUUUCAUGUUCUUGUUUUGGACUAGGUCAAAUAAAAUCAUCAAAAAAUGCAUUGAUGCAACUUCAACAAAGUAUUCAAAAUCUAGCAAGUCGUCCUGAAGAAGAAGCUUAUUUAAUUACAAAUCCUCUUGAACAGUUUAUAUGGUUAUCUCGUGAUCAUUUAAAUGUUCUUGUUUAUUUAUUAACCGUUUUUCAUUCAAUGCUAUCAGGUCGAUUAGAAAAAGCACUUAAAUAUGCUGAUAAAGCUCAAGCACAAAUAGAACAAAUUAAAAAUGUAGAUCAUAGUCCAUUUUUAAUGGCUGUUGAAAUGCUAUUUUAUGAAUGUCGUAUACAAAGUCAUUUAAUAUUUGGUAAUAAAUCUGUUGCUAUUAAAGAAAUCAAUAUGUUAUGUCGUCUUCAUAAUACAUCAAAUCCGAUUAAUAAUAGCAAUGCUAUUCAACGUACAUUAACUCUUCAUGCAUUAUUAGGUUUCUAUGCAACAUCAUUAAAUUUUAAUGAAGCAGCUGAAGCACAGUUUGCAAGUGCUCUUCGAACACGAUUUUCUGGCGAUAAAGAAUUUCGUUUUUUUAUUUUUGCUAAUCUUAUUAUUAUUUAUUUACGAACAUCCAAAAUAGCAAAUCUAGUACCGAUAUUACAACAAAUUAAUAUUGAAUUAAAUACAACUCAAUCGGCAAUACUUCAUGCUAUUGGAAAUUUAUUAAAUGGUCUUCACAAUUUAACACAAUCUCGUAUACAUGAAGCUAAAGAACUCUUUCGACGUGCAGCUAAUCUUGCCAGUAAUGAAGAUUUAAAUAAAAUUUUAACUAAUACAUUUAUUAUUCUUGGUCAUAUGUUUUUUCGAAUGCAUAGCUAUCAAGAAAGUGCAAACAUGCUUCAAUCAGCAACAACAAUAAGCCAAUCGAUUCCUGAUUAUACUGCACAAUUGAAUACAAUGAGUUUACUUCGAGAUCUUUAUCAUGUUUGUAAUGAUCCUCGAUUAGCUGAAACAAAUGAUCGCGUUAUACAAAUAAAUGAUAGCCUACAAAAAGAUUAUCAAUCUGCAAUAGCACUUGCUGAACAUCGUCAUCUUUUAACUUGGACUGAUGGUGGGUUACUUGAUUUCUUACGGAGUUUUCGUGCAACAGCUCAACAAGAACUACGUAUUUUACUUUUAGGUCUUGAUAAUGCCGGAAAAACCACAUUACUCAAAGUUCUUGCUUCUGAAGAUAUUUCACAUAUAACACCUACACAAGGUUUUAAUAUUAAGAGUGUACAGUCAAGUGGUUUCAAACUUAAUGUAUGGGAUAUUGGUGGUCAACGUAGAAUACGACCAUAUUGGCGUAAUUACUUCGAUAAUACCGAUGUUCUAAUAUAUGUUAUUGACAGUUCUGAUCGAAAACGGUUUGAUGAAACAAAUCAAGAAUUAGGUGAACUAUUAGAAGAAGAAAAAUUACGUGGUGUACCUCUAUUAAUUUUUGCUAAUAAACAAGAUUUAUUAAAUGCUGCUAAAGCAUCUGAUAUUACUGAUGGUCUAUCAUUACAUCAAAUACGUGAUCGACGUUGGCAAAUACAAGGUUGUUCAGCACAUACAAAAGAAGGUGUUAAAGAAGGCCUUGAAUGGAUAUCAAAAACAAUUUCUAGUAAUAAAAAGAAAUAG
Rotaria sp. Silwood1 is the source of this 2274-nucleotide messenger RNA. The record is from the annotation of a GenBank genome assembly. Lineage: Eukaryota; Metazoa; Rotifera; Eurotatoria; Philodinida; Philodinidae.